AUGGAGUGGAAAAGGAUAGUUUCUAAUCAAAUUAUGGUUUGUUAUGAUUUAUGUUUAUUCAUCAAAAUUUCACUCUCAUAUUCAUGGAUGGCUCUUUUUGCAAUCUUGUUGCUUUUUUCCGGUCGAUUCGGUUUUUCAUCUUUUCUCUUCACAUCUUUGUUAGUGAUUUUUUCAACUUUUCUCUAUGUUGUUUCAAAGAACAAAUCAAUAAACAUUGAAGAGAAAUUAGUAGUAGAAGAAGAAGAAGAGAGUUUUUCAGAUCAAUGCGAAGAACAAGAACAAGAACAGGAGCAAGAAGAAAGCCGGGAAGAUAAUUUGUCGAAUUGCGAAGGAUCUGAAGAGGAUUGGAGAUUGAGAUUGAAAUAUGAGAAUGAUGAUUACUACUCAAAAGAUGGAUCAAUCUCUGAUGAAGAAAGUUUGAUUGAAAUUGCACUUCCAAGUGGAAAUUAUGUUGAUGUGAAGAAAGAAAGAUGGAUAGAAUUGUUAACAGAAUUCAAUGAAGUGAUGAUUGAGGAAGAAAAUUUAAUAGAGAUUGAUAUAUCAAUGGGAUCUAUCAAGUACUCAAGGUUUGAAAUUAAAGCAUGA
Molecule: messenger RNA, 585 nt
Organism: Lathyrus sativus (Indian pea)
Lineage: Eukaryota; Viridiplantae; Streptophyta; Magnoliopsida; Fabales; Fabaceae
Source: the annotation of a GenBank genome assembly